Molecule: messenger RNA, 552 nt
Organism: Elephantulus edwardii (Cape elephant shrew)
Lineage: Eukaryota; Metazoa; Chordata; Mammalia; Macroscelidea; Macroscelididae
Gene: TFF2
Product: trefoil factor 2
Biological process (GO): chemokine-mediated signaling pathway; maintenance of gastrointestinal epithelium; negative regulation of gastric acid secretion
Molecular function (GO): CXCR4 chemokine receptor binding
Source: RefSeq, a predicted model, not a curated record
AUGGCUUACGCCCUGCUGGGUGUGAUCCUGUGUGGUCCCUACUCUGCCCAGGGCAGGGCAGCUGCUGGCAGAGGCUGCACACCACAACAUGGCACCCCGAGGCUCUGGGCUCCUAGUGGCAGUCUUCCUCCUGGGGCUGUCGCCCUGGCAGCCAGCGACAAGCCCACUGCCUGCCAGUGCUCAAGGCUGAACCCCCAAAACAGGAAGAACUGUGGCUUCCCCGGCAUCACCAGUGACCAGUGCUUUGACAUGGGGUGCUGUUUCGACUCCAGCGUCGCCGGGGUUCCCUGGUGUUUCAAUCCUCUCCCAAUGCAAGUGUCAGAGCAGUGUGUCAUGGAGGUGAGCGCCCGCAAUAACUGUGGGUACCCCGGCAUCAGCCCAGAGGACUGUGCCUCCCGGAAGUGCUGCUUCUCCGACACCAUCCCUGGCGUGCCCUGGUGCUUCUUCCCUCUCCCUGUGAAUGAAGCCCAGCUCCAGGCCCCUUUCCAUAAGAAGCCUGUGCUCUCUUCCUCUAGUGAGGUUGAUCUCAGCUCUCCCAUGUCCACCCUGUGA